UGUUAUAGCUGAAUACAAACUGAGCAUGACGUAGCUAGAAUUGGAGAGUAGUGGUGCAGGUGAUGUGUUUUGUCAGAUACUUGUGCUGUCAAAGAAACGACAAAUACUGUAUAUAUACAAACGUCAGGAACGUCACUUUUUAAAAUCCUUGUAUUGGUUGAUAUUUAUUUGAAGCUACCAUGGCAAAAUGUAUGUGUGCAUGCGAGACAGAUUUCCCCAAAAGUCGCCUACGAAUGACGUCAAGACGUAUCGCAUUGACGAUGAUGACGCCGCUUAAUCAUUAAAAACUGCCAUUAAAAAAAGGACACAAAGUGUGAUAUAAUUUGAUGGACAAAUGGCUUACUUGAAACGACCAAUGUAGUGGAUUUCUACCUUUUGAAUACGUCUGUAAAGAGAUAUCAGUAGAGAAAAUAACUGUUGCAGCGAACAUUUUCCAUGUUUGCAUCCGCAGACAUCGGUAGACUGGACUCGCCAGCCUCCGAGCAAAACUACUGCAGUCCGACUGAUAGCUCGGGAUGAACGGUACGGAGGGAGGCUAGCUAACAUUAGACGAGAACCUAAGACAAAUUGCGGGUGACAGGAGAGCCUGCGCAGAAGCUACCUCUUGUCCUGUCCACAGAUGAAAUAUUGGAGGAUUUAGCAUGUGAAUGAAACCAUCACUAGCGGAAGGUCAUUCCAUUCCAGACACAUCUCUUUACACAAAGUUAUCUUGGAGGAUAGCUCACCUACAUCAUGGCAAGCAGGAGGAAGUCAACAACACCUUGCAUGGUCCUGCCGUCUUCUAACGUGAUGGAGGAGCAGGAUGCAGACAUGCAGGUGGUGGAGGUGAUGGAUGGAGCUGAGCGCGCAGCAGCAGAGAGACCUACAGACGCUGCUGUGGUCUCCACUGACCCAGAGUCAGAGCACGACAUCAGUCAGUCCAGCGGAGAGGACGGUGUCACCCGCACAGGAGUGAAACGCAGCAACCAACCAACCCUGGAGCAGACGGUCAGUGACCUUCUCUCGGAUGGGGGUUACACACAUCACGAGACGGAAGACAGCGACGACACCACCUCAGCUGGCAUCUCACUCAGCAAAACCCCCAUCAUGAAAAUGAGGGGUAAAUCCGAACCGAAGAGGAUGGCCGUGUCUCUGAAAGCAGCGGAGGAGAGCGACGGGAUGGGAGAGGCUGAAGAGGAGCCUCUGGGGCUGGGUUCCCUCACUCAUGUAGAGAUGAUGAGCCCACAUUACACUGAGUCCAUGAAACACAGUGUUCUCCUGAACAUUCCCAAUAAGAUGUCGUCAUCAUCAGAGCAGAAGAAAUCUUCUGUCCUCAGCUCCAAUCUGUCUGGAUUCCAGCUCCCCCCUGGUUUAGCCCAGGUCCUCUCAGCUCUGCAGGCCCAGCAGAGCGUCCAACCCCAGCUCCUCAUCCCCGUCAGCAGUAUCCCCUCCUACAACCAAUCCAUGGAUACCAACAUAGUCCUGGUCAACACCUACAAGAAGUUCCCCUACCCUUCAGUAUCAGAGAUCAUGGGUCUGUCGGCUCAGACCAUAUUCAGUGAGGAACAGAUAAAGAUCUGGUUUUCUGCCCAGCGUCUGAAGCACGGGGUCAGCUGGACUCCUGAGGAGGUGGAGGAGGCUAGGAGAAAGCAGUUCAACGGGACAGUGCACACGGUGCCUCAGACCAUCACUGUUAUCCCGGCCCACCAGCUCUCUGCUGCGGCCAACGGCCUGCAGUCUAUCCUCCAGACCUGCCAGAUAGUAGGACAGCCGGGCCUGGUUUUCACACAGGUUGGCACACCUGUGACCACACCCAUCACAUUGACAGUAGCAGGGAUGCCAAGCCACAGCCAGGUCCCCAAGAUGUCAUCCCACCAGACCAGCCCAGCGGUCAGUGAGAUGAAGAGAGCCACCACUGUCCAGCCUCCCUCCCUGACCCCACAGGAGAACUCAGCCCUCAGCGCUGACCACUUUGGCAUGCGGCCCAAGAAGUCCAAGGAGCAGCUGGCGGAGCUGAAAGCCAGCUAUCUGAAGAACCACUUCGCCAGCGACGCGGAGAUCGCCAGGCUCAUGAAGCUGACCGGCCUCACAAAAGGGGAGAUCAAGAAGUGGUUCAGCGACACGCGCUACAACCAGCGCAACUCCAAGAACAGCAACGUCAUCGUGUUCCAUGACAGCCACAGUCCCAGGGGUCACAGCAGCGGCACCACCAUCGUCAUCGAUUCAAGCGACGAGACCCCUCAGUCUCCACUGCCCACACCAUCCGUCAAAGAGAAAGAGACACGCCCCAAGACCUGGAACUCCUUCCCAGACUUCACGUUGCAGAAGUUUAAGGAGAAGACACCAGAGCAGCUGGUGGUUCUAGAGGAGAGUUACCAGAAGGGAAGCACUCCAUCUGACGACGAGUUGACCCGGCUGAGGACGGAGACCAAGCUGACCCGGAGAGAGAUCGACGCCUGGUUCACAGAGAAGAGGAAGGUAGUGGAGGCAGAGUCACCUGAUCUGAAAGCAGAGCGGAUGGAGAGCGAGGCCACCUCAUCUAGAAAAGGAUCCCAGACCCCUCCGGGUGGCCGGCGGCCAAACAGGGGGGCCAAGAACAUCGGAAAGAAAACCCCAGAGCAGCUCCACGUCCUGAAGAGUGCCUUUGUCCGUACCCAGUGGCCCUCCACAGAGGAGUAUGACAAGCUGGCAGAGGAGAGCGGGCUGCCCAGGGUCUACAUAGUCAACUGGUUCGGAGACACCCGGUACUCCUUCAAGAAUGGAAACCUCAAGUGGUUCUUCCACUACCAGAGCGGCAACGUAGAGGGACUGAACGGCAACAAGAACAGGAAGAGGAGGAUACGUAACCGGGGCUGGGGGAGGUCUCGGAGCAGGAAGGCCAAGAAGUCACCACCACCGCCACCCAUCAUCAAGUUCAAGUCUGGGAAAGACGUUCUGAAGGAGUAUUACCUGAAGCACAAGCUGCUGAAUGAGCAGGAUCUGGAUGAGCUUGUGGCCAAGUCUAGUAUGGGAUACGAGCAGGUGAGAGAGUGGUUCGCUGAGAUACACAAGAGGGAAGAUAUGGGUGCUGAUCCGUUCGGGGACGCUGAGGUAAACGAGGACCAGUUGCCGGGUGAGAAUGAGAUGGCGCCUGAAGAGCAGGAUGACACCGUGGUAGAGGAGGAGGAGGAGGAGGAUGACGACACUGAUGAAAGUGAUUCUUGGGAGCCCUCUCAGGGUGCCAGAAAAACACAGUCAGAGUAGUGAUGGACAGCUGGGCUGUGUUCGUUAGGCACCAAAUGGAAGAAAACGGACUGAAACAGGGAGGGACUACAUGGACUUGCAGAACAUUUUGCUAUGGUGUGCCCAAAUGAACACAACCUUGGAUUUAGUCAAACAGCACAAACUUAUUUAGCUUUCUCUUAUGCGUUUUAAAGGGUACCGUCUGAAUGCAAGACUGAAUGAUAAUAUCCCACCAAUACAAACAAUAUGUGCACAUUUUUCCACUGCUAGUGUAGCUCCAUCUAGUCAAGAAUUACAACCAGUACUUUAAAUACCUAUUUGAAAUGAAUUGGUCAGACAUUAAAAUGCUGAAGUUCAUUUGAUAAUACAAUAACAUUUGAUAUGAUGAUAAUUCAUAAAAUGAAUGGAAAAUUGACAUAAUUUGUUAAUCUACAGUACUCUGCACAAUUAUUUAUGUGCAAUUAAGAGGUCCUUUUUUAAUGCCUGAUGUAUCUGUUGUAUCCCUAUUAUUAUAGAGAUGAUAAAGUACUGUAAGUACCUUCAUGGAAUGAAUGCAAUGAAUCAUUUGAAUACAGAUUAUAUUAUGGGUUCCCUUUGAAAUUGAUUGGAGGAGCUGCGGUGCCAAAGUAAACUAUUGAAUGUGGAUUCCUGUGCUAUGAAAGAGUUAAAAAUCAGGGACCUUGUUCAUAAAGUGUCUCAGAGUACGAGUGCUGAUCUAGGAUCUGUUAAGCCUUUUAGAUUAUAAGGAGCCUAUAGACAGACCCAUGUCCCCAUGUGAAUCCUUAAAGAGAUGGGUGGGGCUUAAGAGGGUGUGAACAAAUUAGAGCUCUCUGGCAAGUGUGAAAAACUUUGCAAGGCUUUUUCUGAAAACUGGGUAUACAAGAGUAUCAACUUUUAAAGCAACAUAGCUUUCUCCAACUGUAGUGUAUAUUAUGCCAUUAUGAAGCUCUGAGUCUGUAGUUUUAUACAAUGUAAAGUGUUUUUUUUUUUUUUUUUU
Molecule: messenger RNA, 4198 nt
Organism: Coregonus clupeaformis (lake whitefish)
Lineage: Eukaryota; Metazoa; Chordata; Actinopteri; Salmoniformes; Salmonidae
Product: zinc fingers and homeoboxes protein 1
Exons: 6
Coding region: 733-3222 (829 amino acids)
Biological process (GO): regulation of transcription by RNA polymerase II
Cellular component (GO): nucleus
Molecular function (GO): DNA-binding transcription factor activity, RNA polymerase II-specific; DNA binding
Source: RefSeq, a predicted model, not a curated record